Blepharisma stoltei is the source of this 2304-nucleotide messenger RNA. The record is from the annotation of a GenBank genome assembly. Lineage: Eukaryota; Ciliophora; Heterotrichea; Heterotrichida; Blepharismidae.
AUGGCAGGGCUUGCUGAUUUUUUAGAAAAACAUAGAAUUCAGCUAUUUGGGAUGAAUUUCCCUGAAGAAAUUUUCCCGCUUUUGUAUCAAAAACUUACAAGUGAAAUUUUUGACACCGGGGAUUUCUUCAAAAUCAUGCAAAAAGCGAAUGAGUAUGACGAAAUUACAGGCCAAGAAGUAAUGCUUAUACGCGAUUUGCAUCCUUUUUCUAAUGUUUUUCUGAUAGAUCAUGCAUGGAGCACAAGAUUGGCUGAUAUGAGAGCCACAAUAAGCAAUAAUGAAAGGCUAUGGGAAAGACUUGAAGGAAUUGCAAGAAUUAUUCCAGAAAAGAUGGAAAUUCCUGGGAUUCAGGAAGAAAAAAAGCCAGGAGUCUUUCAGACGUACUCGAUGGAUAUCGAAAAUCAAGGCAUAGACGAAAUACCUACAAUAAUGCCGGGAAUUUUAAUGCUGAGUUUGUGGGGAAAUAAUUUCGCCGAGUUCAGCCAAUUUGAGAAUGUUUUAAGUGGCUUAAAAGCUUUGUGGCUUAAUGAAAAUCCAAUCAGCGAGAACGAGUCAGAGCUGUUUGAAUUUAUUGAAAAUAACUAUAAAAAUAUAGAGAUCCUGAACUCGAAAUUGACCAAAAAUGCUGGGACGUGGGCUUUAAAAUAUUUAGGGAAUACCCUGGAUUUAACUGCUGUUACCCACAUAGAUUUUUCUGAUAGACAAAUCAACAGAAUUGACCCAGAAAUUCUUAAACAGAUACCGAACGCUUUUUCUAUUGAUAUGACAGGGAAUGUAAUCACUAAUGAAUGGCUAGCAGCGAUAAACAAAUUCAAAAUUUUGAAAAUUGAUAAAAAUUAUGAAGAAUUAAUAUGAAACACUUUAGACGAUUUUCCGAAUCUUAAAUAUUUAAACGGAAAUGAUACAGUCAAAUACAAGCCUAGCCCAGUAGAUUUAGUGAUAGAAAAACUAUGGAAAUUCUUUGGCACUUACAGAUUGGCCACAUCUUCUCAAUAUGAUGAAACUUCAGUGUGGUAUAUUCUUGAUGAAUUUGGGUGCUCGAUUUCUCAUAGUGAUAUGCCUAACUUUGCUUUAGCUCCUUUCUUAUAUAUUCCUCCUCAAGGUGAGCCAAUUUCAUAUUCUCUGUUGUGGCCUAUAACUCCAGCUUUGGAAAGAGAUAUCGUAACAAGAAAUUUCUUGUCAGGGAUUAGUGAAGAACAGUUUAGGUCUUACCGACUUUAUUUAUGGUACAAAAUUCCAAGAGAACCUAUUGAUACUCAAUAUCAUAAAUGGUUGAAAUGCUUAGGGACAAAUUCACCUGUAGAGCCUGAAAAAAAUAGCAGUGGCGCUGAAGUUUUUGAAAUUCCUCUAAAAAUCGCUACAGACCUUGAUUUCUUUAAAAGGUCACUAAAUGACCCAAGGUUUGUAAUCAGUGAGCCAGAAGAUGCAAAUGUCCUAUGGAUACGUGGACAAUUAUUUAUUGGAGGUCAAAAAGAAUAUGCGUUUUCGCCAGAUCUAUUUAUAAAUCAAUUUCCUUAUGAAGGCUGCUUAGUGAUGAAAAACCAAUUAGCAAAAACAAUCCAACAAAACGCCAAAGUAAAUUGGCUUCCUUUAACAUUUGAGCUUGAUAAAGAGCUCCCAGCUUUAAUGGGAGAAUAUUUAAAAAGAAAAGACAACGGCGAAGACAACCAUUGGAUCUUAAAGCCAAUAAACAUGUCCAGAAGCCUUGAUACUUGGAUAACAAACAGUUUGGAUUCAAUAAUAAAAGUUAUGGAAACUGGCCCUAAGAUCUGCCAAAAAUACCUUACCAGGCCAUUACUUAUUAAUGGGAAAAAGUUUGACCUGAGAUUUAUAGUCUUGCUAAAGAGCAUUUCCCCAUUAAAAGUUUAUGUUUAUGACCGCUUUUGGGUGAGAUCUUCAAAUAAUCCAUUUACUCUUACAUACUCUCAAGAUUCCGUAUAUGAAACUCAUUUUACAGUCAUGAACUACUCAGGGCACAAUUUAAAGAAAAUCAUGGACACUGAGCUUGCAGAGCUCUAUGAGCAGCAAUAUGGCCUCCCAUGGCAACCAGUACAGGACUCAAUCUAUAAAGCAAUUAAAGAAUGUUUCACGAUAGCUGCAACCUCUCACCCACAGAUGCACAACCCUAAAUCUCGUGCCAUUUAUGGCCUUGACGUGAUGCUUGACGAAAACAAGCAGCCAUACAUUCUUGAGGUAAAUUUCUGUCCUGACUGUGAGCGUGCAGUAACUUAUUUCCCAGAAUUCGCCAAUGAAAUUUUUUCAUGCUUAUUCUUUGAUGAAACUAAAAGCGUAAUUGAAUUAUAA